AUGCAGUCUACAUCCUCAGAAUUGACCUUACCGACAGGCCGCACAGGCGAGCCCGAAACUUCAGCCAUUGAGCUCCUGCAUGACCAUUUUCUUGCGCUUACUCCAGAUGGGAAAUACGUGCGAUGGUUGCGAGAUCACCCAAGGCAUCCCCGAAAUUGGUCUACCAUACGAAAGACCUACGAUAUUGCCCUUGUCUGUCUCUUGGAUCUUUUUAUAACAGCAUCUAGCACAGCAGGUUCUGCUGCUGCUGCGCAAGCCAAACAUGAGUACAACAUCAGCGAAACGCUAUCUAUAUUCCUAUUUGUCACAUUAUUUCUUCUCGGUCAGGUGGCAGGUACCAUCUUAUUUCCACCGUGGUCGGAGACAUUUGGACGAAAGAACAUGUACAUUGUGAGUAGUGGGCUCAGCGCCAUUUGCUGUAUAAUCAUCGGUCUUGUGCAUUCAAUGCCGGUUAUUAUAAUCAUGCGCAUCGUUGCCGGGUUUCUCUCCGCGAUCCCUUUUACCAUAAUCGGCGGCAGCAUCGAGGACAUGUUCAACUCGCAUGCCCGAAUUUGGACCAUGUAUUAUUGGACAGUUGCUUCGAACGUUGGUCUAAUUCUUGGACCCAUCAUGAGCAGCUAUAUUAUUGCAGGUCUUGAUUGGCGAUGGAACUUCUACAUCUUCGCCAUCAUUAUUGCUGCAAUUACAGGUGGCCUUUUCUUCAUUCGAGAAUCCCGGCCCUCUGUGUUGCUUGCCUACGAGGUGCAACGGCUCACCGAUAUGACUACCAUACAUUCAAUUCCACCACCACUCAACCACGACCAUAUCCUUGAUCUCAACACAUUUGUAAAAGAAGGCCUCUUUCGCCCAGUCCAACUCUUCUUCCAAGAGCCCAUCAUUUUCGUCGUCGCAAUAAUGAUCUCCACCGCCAUGUCCCUCAUCUACAUCUUUACGGAAGCCCUCCAACCCAUCUACGAGUCAAUGGGACUUGCAAAAACCGAGGCUUCACUGAUGUUCAUCGCCAUCGGCCUGGGAACCUGUCUCAGCGCAUUGACUCGGGUGCUAGACAGCUACAUUCUCAACUAUUUCCGCAGACAGGGACGCCCUAUCAAGCCAGAAUACAAGCUCAUUGGACUAGGCCUUGGUGGUCCGUUCCUAGCGAUUGGUCUAUGGUGGUUUGCCUGGACUAUUCCACCCGAGACCCAAACUCCGUGGAUUGUGCCCACAAUUUCCCUCGUUCUGGUGGGCUAUGCGCUAACGGAAAUGGAUACCGUGCUGUAUGGGUAUGUCUCCGAUGCUUAUCUGAGUUACUCGGCCAGUGCCACCGCUGCUAUUGCAUUCGUGCGAGCGUUGUUGUCGGGUACCUUUCCACUGUUUACGAGGCAAAUGUUUGAUCGGUUAGGAAAUAAUGUUGCUAUGUCUGUGCUUGCUUCUGUGGCAACUGCGUUUUGUAUAGUACCGCCUGUGUUUAUCUGCUAUGGGGAGCGGAUCCGUCGGGCGAGCAAGUUUGCUCAGUAUAGUUGGAAAAUUCAGGAAGAGCAGGGCAAAGAAAAAGAGGAAUGGUGA
Penicillium verrucosum is the source of this 1545-nucleotide messenger RNA. RefSeq lists its product as uncharacterized. Gene Ontology annotation, biological process: transmembrane transport. NCBI's taxonomy places the organism in Eukaryota, Fungi, Ascomycota, Eurotiomycetes, Eurotiales, Aspergillaceae. Gene Ontology annotation, molecular function: transmembrane transporter activity. The record is from RefSeq and is a predicted model, not a curated record. The transcript has 5 exons. Bases 1 to 1545 code for a protein of 514 amino acids.